GAGCGCGGGAGGAGGCGGAGCGGGAGGCUGUGGUGGCCGCAGCCGUGUGUGCGCGCCGGGCUGGCGAGCUGCGGGGCGGGGGAGCGGCGCCCCAGAGCGCCCCGCCUCGCCUCCCGCGCGCAGCCUCUGCCCUGCUCCGCCACAGACACACACCCACCAAGCACCCACCGCCCUCCGCCCUCCGCCCUCCGCCCCCGCGGCCGCCGCCGAGCCUCGGGCAGCCCCAGAAAGCGGCAACUCCCGGGCUGGCGCGACUCGCUUUCCGGCUCCUUCCUCGCGGCGAGCUCAGCCCCGCUCGAUUUUUCCUCUUCGGUUCGAGCCCUCUCUCGUCUGGGUGGCGGUGGCGGCGGCGGGGGAUGGGGACCCCGCGUGGGGAAGAGGGUGAAGAUCGACGAAGAUUAUUGUUCUUUUAAAGGAUGCCUUAGCUUCCUCCCGCCGCCUCUCCUCUGAGCCUUCCUACUAGAGACCGCGAACCAGAGUCAGGGAUGUAAAGACAGGGGGAAAGCACGCCAGGAGCUCCAGCCAGCCGGGGAGACCCUCCUCUUUGCGGAGGGGAGGGGGAUUUCCAGCGACAGAUCAUUGGCGAAGGGGAUCGUCGCGGGGAGAGGCUCCCCGGAGGGAGCGGGGAAUCCCGCAGCCCUUUGUGGUGCCCGAGCCCGUGCCGCCUGCUGAGCGGGGUCUGUGGGAGCUAGCUGUGUCAGUGGAAAUGCCUGCCCCAGAGGGAUAUUGCUUCAGUUGAUCUCAUUUUUUUAAGGACCGUGGCUCUGGGGCUUUGUCCAGCUCAAAAUGGCAGAAAAGGCUCCCCCUGGCUUAAACAGGAAGACUUCGAGGUCGACACUUUCUCUUCCUCCAGAGCCUGUGGACAUUAUCCGGAGCAAAACAUGCUCCAGGAGAGUUAAAAUCAACGUGGGGGGCCUCAACCACGAAGUCCUGUGGAGAACACUGGACAGACUGCCCAGGACACGCCUGGGGAAGCUUCGAGACUGCAACACACACGAGAGCCUCCUGGAAGUGUGUGAUGACUAUAAUCUGAAUGAGAAUGAGUAUUUCUUUGAUCGGCAUCCAGGAGCCUUCACUUCCAUUUUAAAUUUCUACCGGACAGGGAAACUCCAUAUGAUGGAAGAAAUGUGUGCACUUUCUUUUGGCCAAGAACUUGAUUACUGGGGGAUUGACGAGAUUUACUUAGAGUCCUGCUGCCAGGCCAGAUAUCAUCAAAAAAAAGAACAAAUGAAUGAAGAACUGAGGCGAGAGGCAGAGACUAUGCGAGAACGAGAAGGAGAAGAGUUUGAUAAUACCUGCUGCCCUGAUAAAAGAAAGAAACUGUGGGACUUGCUGGAGAAACCAAACUCAUCAGUGGCUGCAAAGAUCCUGGCCAUUGUGUCUAUCCUGUUCAUCGUGCUUUCCACAAUUGCUUUGUCUCUCAACACUCUGCCAGAGCUGCAGGAAACAGACGAAUUUGGACAACCUAAUGAUAAUCGCCAAUUAGCACACGUGGAGGCUGUGUGUAUUGCAUGGUUUACCAUGGAGUACCUGUUGCGAUUCUUGUCCUCACCAAACAAAUGGAAGUUCUUUAAAGGUCCACUGAAUGUCAUUGAUUUGCUGGCCAUCUUGCCAUACUAUGUCACCAUUUUUCUCACGGAGUCCAACAAGAGUGUGCUGCAGUUCCAAAAUGUGAGGCGUGUGGUCCAGAUCUUCCGAAUCAUGCGCAUCCUCAGGAUCCUGAAACUCGCCCGGCAUUCAACAGGCCUGCAGUCUCUGGGUUUCACCCUUAGGCGGAGUUACAACGAACUGGGCUUGUUGAUAUUGUUUCUGGCCAUGGGGAUAAUGAUAUUUUCCAGCCUGGUAUUUUUUGCUGAGAAGGAUGAAGAUGCUACCAAGUUCACCAGUAUCCCUGCAUCAUUUUGGUGGGCCACCAUCACCAUGACCACUGUUGGUUAUGGUGACAUUUACCCUAAAACGUUACUAGGGAAAAUUGUGGGAGGCCUGUGCUGUAUUGCUGGGGUUCUGGUUAUUGCCCUUCCUAUCCCAAUUAUUGUGAACAAUUUUUCUGAGUUUUACAAGGAGCAGAAACGCCAAGAGAAAGCAAUUAAAAGGAGGGAGGCUCUUGAGCGGGCCAAAAGGAAUGGAAGCAUUGUUUCUAUGAACUUAAAAGAUGCCUUCGCUCGAAGUAUGGAACUGAUAGAUGUGGCUGUCGAGAAGGCUGGAGAGUCCACCAAUACGAAGGACUCCGCCGACGAUAAUCACCUGUCUCCAAGCCGGUGGAAGUGGGCCAGGAAGGCUCUGUCGGAAACAAGCUCCAACAAGUCUUUCGAGAAUAAGUACCAGGAGGUUAGCCAAAAAGACUCCCACGAGCAGCUGAAUAACAUGUCUUCCUCCAGCCCACAGCAUCUGAGUGCCCAGAAACUGGAGAUGCUAUACAAUGAAAUCACCAAGACACAGCCUCAUUCUCAUCCAAACCCAGACUGCCAAGAAAAGCCUGAGAGGCCAUCUGCUUAUGAAGAAGAGAUUGAAAUGGAAGAAGUGGUGUGUCCACAGGAGCAGCUGGCCGUGGCACAGACUGAGGUCAUCGUGGACAUGAAGAGCACUUCCAGCAUUGACAGCUUUACCAGCUGUGCCACCGACUUCACGGAGACGGAGAAAUCACCCCUACCACCGCCUUCCGCCUCUCACUUGCAGAUGAAGUUCCCAACCGACUUCCCAGGGACAGAAGAGCACCAAAGAGCUAGGGGCCCCCUGUUUCUAACUCUAUCCAAAGAGAAAGGGCCUGCUGCCAGGGAUGGCACACUGGAGUAUGCCCCAGUCGACAUAACUGUGAACCUCGAUGCCAGUGGCUCCCAGUGUGGGCCACACAGUCCUUUGCAGUCUGACAAUGCCACCGACAGUCCUAAGAGCUCUCUAAAAGGCAGCAACCCACUAAAGUCCAGAUCCCUCAAAGUGAACUUUAAGGAAAAUAGAGGCAGUGCACCACAGACCCCACCCAGCACAGCCAGGCCACUGCCAGUCACGACAGCUGAGUUUCCGCUCACCACCUCACAGCACAUCAGUACCAUCCUCUUAGAAGAAACCCCCUCCCAGGGAGACAGACCCUUGCUGGGUGCUGAGGUCUCAGCACCUUGUCAGGGACCUUCCAAAGGGCUGUCCCCCAGGUUUCCCAAGCAGAAACUGUUCCCUUUCUCUUCAAGAGAGAGGAGGAGCUUCACUGAAAUAGAUACUGGUGACGAUGAAGACUUCUUAGAGCUCCCAGGGGCAAGGGAGGAGAAGCAGGUGGACUCCAGCCCAAAUUGCUUUGCAGAUAAGCCUAGUGAUGGGAGAGACCCUUUAAGAGAAGAGGGCAGCAUGGGCUCUUCCUCCCCACAGGACACAGGUCACAACUGUAGGCAAGACAUUUACCAUGCUGUGAGUGAUGUCAAAAAGGACAGUAGUCAAGAAGGGUGCAAGAUGGAAAACCACUUGUUUGCCCCAGAAAUUCAUUCCAAUCCAGGAGACACAGGUUAUUGCCCCACACGUGAAACCAGCAUGUGACUAGUUACAAAAGCAAUAAAUCAAAAAAAAAACUUGUUUCUUAAAAAUGCAGUUAAUAACACCAGUGAACUAAAAAAAUGGGAAGCCCUCCCCAAAAAAGUACAUAAAAUGUUAUUUUUGCAUGGCAUGAACAGUUUAGCUUAAGUACUGUUUAAAUAAAGAAUCAAGACUGCAUUUUGUAACAAACCAACAAAAUGACUGAAGAACAGUGAACAAAUAAAAAGAGCUCUAUUAGGAACCAGUAUUCUGCAAUGUCUGACAUUUUUGAUCCUUUCAUUUCAAAGUGUAGGCCAAUUUUCAAGUGUUAACUUUUAUGUUACGAUAAAGUUUAGAAUUUUCACAUGAAAGGAUGAAAUGUCAUUGCAUGCAUUCAUAAUUAUGAGGAAUAAGGUACUGUGAGCUUGCAAAAUGCAUAACUUUAUAAAUAUUGAGGCCUGGAUGCGAAAGGUCACGAACACAUGGAAACAAGUUUCUGAAACACAGGUAUUUCCUUCACAGCUACUGCCUGGAGGAGCUGUACAGACUUCCUGUUGCAAAAUUGCAACCUCUCCUUAAACCAUCUUGCAUAUCUUGCUUUGAGUUAUGAGCUCUUAGAAGCACAUUUGUUUAAAGGAAUACAGUAUUUUUAUUUACUUGUGGUAUAGUUCAUAGAGUACAUUUUACUUUUUUCCUUCUGCUUAGUUGUGGCAUUUGUGGUUUCAUUUGUAAAUCAUAGACAUGGGCAAGAUUUAAUGACCAGAUAUCAAAAUAUCUAAAAUUUAAGCUUGAAAUUUUGCCAGUCAGUUAUAUAUCAUGCCACAGCCUAUUACAAAAAUGUAUUUUUUUAAAAACCUGAAAUUAUUUAAAAGGUUAUAUCAUACAAUUAAAUGUUUUUCAUGGCAGUCUACAUUUGGAAAUUAGUUAUUUUAAAAAAUGUAUUUUGGCCACCUAAUGAUGACGUAUUUUUCAUUUGAAUCCAAUAUAACAUAACCUUUUCUAACUAAAGUUCUUAAAAUAGAAUGCAGAUAUGCCAAAAUGGAAAUUCCAAAAAGUGACUUGACAAACUAGAAGCAGAGUCAUUUAAGUCAGAUUUCCACCGCCACUCAUAGAGUUAGCUGGGAAAUGAGUUACCAUGAAAAGAGCCCAAGAGUGGUAAUAGGUCACCCAAUAUUUCUCAACAUGGGAUGUAAGGUGGGGGGGGCACUGCAAUGUGUGGGAAGAAGUUGUUCUUUUUGCAGGAUAUGAAUGACAGAACACCGAGCACAGAUGGCAGUCACACCCUCCUGUAAUUACAGCAACUAGAAACACUCCCUUCCAGGGGGUGAUUGGGACUGUCUGUGUUCAAAGUGACUUUCAGUGUUUUUUACUGGGAACAGUGAAAUCCAGAGAAGUGAAGCCACUGACCAGAGAUUGCCUUGUUGAUGAAGUCUGUGCUAGAACCCAGGUCAUCUUAAUUCACUUUGCUUCAUAAGAAUCAAGGCUCUGGUCCAGAUUUGCAACUACCAGAUGUUUGAUUCUAGGCAAGCCUGUACAACCUCUCUUGGUCUCAGUUUUGCCCCAGUAAAAAUCAAAACAAAAUUAUUUCCAAGCUCCCAUAAGACCUCAAAUUAAUGAUUCCUUGGUCUCCCAGGAAGGUCCAGAUUUUGCCUCAGCCUAAUGCACUUUGUACGUGUGCGUGUGUGUGUAUAAAAUUCAGGGAAAUAGAUGCUGGGCCAGAUUUAAAGCACAAUUUAUUGUUGAAAGAAAAAAAUUCUAAAUUUUAUUUUAUUUUUAAGGGAAAAAAAUAGCCCAAAUAUUUAGACUCUUAUUUAAGGCUUUAAAGAAAAACAUUUCUUUAUUACCAGAAUCUGGUCAUUAUAUCUCAGAUAAGAAAACAAGUUUUGAUCUUAGUUGAAACCUAAGCAGACCUAUUGCUAAAAAUAAUUUUAAACAUUUCUUUUUUUUACUGUGCUUAGAAUUUCUUAGUAGUUUUCAUGUUUGUUUCAAAACAUAACUGUUAAGAGUAUAUGGUCAAUAAUUGUUGAUAUUUACAUUACUCAUACUUAUUUCAGUGUCUAAAGCUAAAUAUUGAUCAGUUUUGUAAAUAGAGUGAAUUUUCUAUCUAUAGUUUUUUAAAGUCAAACAGGUAUAUCUGCUGUUAGAUGAUUAGCAAAUAAUUUAUGAAAAUCAUUUUCUUUACAUAGCUUCAUAAAGCAAUUAUUUUCAAACGUCUCUUAUUGAUGAAUCUCAACUCCUUUUAUUCAUCUUUCUGUAUAAGUGAACUUGUCUUAAUGCGCUGAGAGUUGACUAAUGCCACCUUUCCUGUGUCUGUCAGGAUUUCUCUGAGAAAACUGCUCCAGAAUGUUUAAUAUUGGAAAACUUGCCUAGCAAAGAAUCCUAGACACUCCUGUCUAGAAGCAUCCUCCCCCAAAUAUUUUUUCCCUUCAUUCUAAGGUAAUUUUUUAUUUUAAAGAGUUUUCUAGUAUAACCCAUGGAAAACUUAUCCUUCCAUUUUUCUUAGUUCCUCUGACCAUUUUUCUUAGUCUUCAUCUAGAAAAAAAAGAAAAUGCUCCUCUAAAAGACAUCUUGGACUUUGGUGUUUUACAAGGAGGCAGUGUGGGGACUGAAGGCUCCCAGGAUGCACUUGUGUAGCACUUCCCAAGACUUUUCCACGAACUGCACCUAACGCAGAAAAUAAACGUGUGCCUGGAAUGGUCUGGGAAUGUCCCAAGCACAGAGUUUUUUCUAAGUCUUAUGUUUUACAUUAAAAGGUCACGUAAAUGCUGCAUUUUACUUCAUAAUUUUAUAUACUCCAUAUGUUUAAAUAUUUUAAAAAUAAUGUUUUAUAUUAUUUACCAACUGGUAAAAUGGAUACUCUUAUAACUUUAAAUAUGUCUUUUGUACCCCCUGGAAAAAUAGAUCCCCAGUUUGAGAUACACUGCAUGCAUGACAGGAACAGAGAUUGGUUCCCUGAGGGCCACUGGAGGUUUCUGCUGCUGAGAGUGCUCACUCCUUGUUACAAGUGAGGAUUAUUUGAACGACCACAAAAUAACUCAGUUCCACGUAUGGCUAAUUUGAUUCUUCUGAGUCUCUUAACAACCAGCACAAAUUGCCACAAUAUUGUUUGAGGUCAAAGAUAGAGUCCAAUCCUACGAGGAUAGAAAUGGGUGCAUCAAUGUGUGUCCUGAGUCAGACCACACAUACACACAUAUGCUAAGUUGGUCCCUGAAAUUGAUUUGAUUUGUCUCUAAACACUUUUACUAGAAAUUUCUCAAGUGUGACACAAACCAACUGCUUUGAGGCAAGCAUUUGAUCAAGUAUUAUCCUGAUAUGACUAGAUUUGGUAACAAGGAGAAUACGUGCCAAGUUUCUGUUCCCAUUAACUUCUUGUCAAAACAGUCUCACUCUCAUAGACACUGGCCUAGGAAAGUCAAAAAUUCAACUAUUUUCUCUUGAAGUUAGAAUAGCAAAAAAAAAAAAGCCAUAUGUAUGUAGAGUACUUAUAGUUUCUUAUCUCACAACAGUCUUUUGAAUAUUCAGUAAAGUAUAACCAGAGGGGUUAUACAUUUUGCUCAAUUUCAUACAUAGCACUGGUGAACAGUAGAACCUGGCCUCAUCCGUGUCAUCUGGCUUCAAGUCUGGCAUUCUAAUAUACCACAUGAAAGUCUUAGGCUUGGUUUUUUCCCCAGUAAUAUCCAAAAUAUGUAAAUAAAACUGGAGGUGCAUUUAUAGUCACACACCAGUAGAACAUGCCAAAUGGUAAGGACAUGAGAGAACUGAUAUUAACCAUCUUUUGCGUAUAUGUUUGCCAAUUUGGAAUUCUGACCAUAAGAUACACAUCCCUGUUAAAAGAAUUCAUUGUUCUUGAUAUCACAUAACAUAGUCAUUAAGCAGAGGGCUGCAGGAAGUCACUCGAUCUGAAGCAAAAGCAAAUAGAACUUUAGAAAUACUAAUAAGUUCAAAAAUAUUGUAUAAUUAAAUUUGAUAAUCAUUUCAGUGUUCAUUCAUUCAGAUACUAGUUGAACAUCUCUGUAUGUGCUAGGGUACAACCCCUGGCUUCAUGGAGCUUACUGCCCUCUCCCACUUAAAACCAAGCUGAGGAUUUGAGUUACAGAAAAAUGUCUUUUCUGAGGAUUAAAAAACCACUCAAUUAUCGAGCCAGAGAAGCAUACAACAGGAACAAAUGAAAUGAUUUUCCAAAGAACUGUUUUCCUAAAAAGUAGAUGGAUGACAUAACAUCUGAUCUAUAAUUAUUCUUGAAUCACAGUUUGGAUUUCACGCUUGAAAUAACAAAUUGUUACACUGAUUGAGUGAGGUUAUGGGUUGUCUUUCCUUAUUAUAUGAUACAAUAAAAAAUAAUUUUAAUUAGAUAUAUUGCUUGUAAAAAUAGCUAAUUAUAGUCUGUAACAAAUCACUAGAGAAAAAUUUAUUACUGGUGGAAAAGUCUGUUAAAAAGUUUAUGUUUUAAUAGUGUGCUUGAUAGUUAUAUUAUUAAAAGCAAAGCAUUUUAAUGCUUUUUUUUACUUCCUAUUUACUAUUGGCAACAUUUUAGGGAUAUCUCAUUAAUCUUUGCUUUAUCUCUAAAUUUCUAAAUGUAAGAUUUUUUAAAUUCAGUAUUAAAAACUACUUAGUUUGACUCAAGAUGUUUAGUCGCUAGGUCCAUGUGGAUUUUGCCAUUGCAUUGUCCUCCCCCAAAACAGAAUUCUAAAAAAAAAAAAGAAGAAAGAAAAAAAGAAAGCCACAAAAUCUAAGUUAAAAUGGAAACAUUUUAAGGCCCGUCCCUACUAAGAAAAAGGAAAGGUCCUGACUCCAAAUCUUGGUGAACACCUCAUAUUUUUCAGUUUAGCACUUAUUGUGACAUAAAUGCUAUCUUUAGUGGUUUCAAUGACCACUUCUUCCACUUAUCUUUUUAAAACAGCCUAAGUUAAUUUCAUAAAUUUAUUUACCAUAUUCUCUUCCUUAUUAAGUCCAAAGGGAUCUUAACCUAUAAAUACACAUAUAAAUAAAGGGAAGUGGGAGAUUAUCUUUCAUAAUAAAGUCACCCAAGGCCAGCCAGAGAUACACGUAGAAAAAAAAGAAGAACGACUACGAAAAACGUAAGUAAAUUAAAUAUGUUUUAAGCAGAGAAAUUUAUGUUAGGUAUAGACAUGUAUUUGCAUAAAGUUUAGACUAAAUACUUAUUAUUUACAGAAAAUUUAGAAUUCAGCCCAUAAUUACAAUUCUUUCUCUCCUGAAGAAAUUAUUUCUUAUCAUCUGACAGAUACUUCCAGAUUGCUGUUAAUAAAAUGUUUUAUUAAACAAAUAUGUAUUGAGGGUCUCCCAUGUACCCAAAAUUAACUCAGGUACAGCUCAUUCCCUCAAAUUUACAGUCUAGCAGAGGUUUCAUAUUUAAGAGGUUAUAUUAGUAAAAUCUAAUUCCAGUGGAUUACAGUGAGCUAAUAAUAGUAUGACAGUAGAUUUGAGUUUGUUGUUAGAGAAUGUCUAUAACUCCUUUCUAUUUUCCUUCAAACUCAAGUUAUUUUUUUCCAUUCUCUAAUCUAGAAUCUGAAUUUCCACCGCAUAGGGUUUCUAAACACCCAGGCUUUAAAUUGCAGUAGCUGUCUGAAAUCUAUUGGCAAUGUAUUUGAACGAAGACAUUUUCCAUUUCGGCAGAACAGGAUUCUAGCCAAAAAUGACUUUGAAAAUGAUCGUUUCUAUACUCCCAUAACUGUUCUAUUUGACUUUUUUUUAAAUCCUAGUUUGCAUGCUGAACUAGAUGCCACAUCAAGCUGCUGAUUUUAUGAAAGCCCAAAGCCCAUCUGAGCAAUGAUUAUCUUCCCUCCAUGGUGGGCAGUGCUGGCCAACAACAUGGCUACAUAGUUUUUCUUUUAAUUAUUUUUGCUCCAUUUCAACAUAAAACAGAUUCAUGAUGGCCUACCAAAUACUUAAAAUAGACUUUCAAAAUCAAGACCCAGGGAAACUGACACGGAAUAGUAAGGGCAGAGGCAGAGUAGAAAGGUACGGGUUCAAAGACGUCAUGGGCGCUCCGCCGUCAGGCUUGCUAUUCCCUGUGUCGAGUGCCCUCUACUGGUCAGUCUGAGAGAAGAUAGAAAGGAUGCCUUAACCAGGACUUGAAAACCACCUUCAGUUUCCCUGCAUAUACCCAAAACUACAGUAGCAUCCCAGGCAUUGUUUUUUCAGUGAUUACAUCUCAGGUUUUUUAUUCUUAUUCCAAAAAUAUUUGAUAAAACUGUUGCUACCCUUUUCACAGCACUUUCAGAGUAUUCCUAGCUCCUAAAUAAAAACAAAAUCACAAGUGUAGCUAAAUGUCUAGCAGUACCCUAGUCUACACUUGGGAUACACAGAAAAUGCUAUUUUGACCUUUAUGCCAUUAGUGAGAAGCAAGAUAAUAACUCAAAAUGGUGGGUUUAAAAAAAUUAUGGAUCUGUAAUGACAAGUCUAUUUGGGUUGACUCUCCCAAAACCCACCAUUUCCAUUCUACUUGAAGAUUACAAGUAGAGCCUGAAAUACCCUGAAUUGACUCUUGAAAAAAAAAAAAAACAAGUGGUUUUCUAAAAUCCCCAUAGACAUCUGUGUGUGCUGGCCAGAAAUUCUACUACAGCUAGAUUUCCAACCCAUCUUUAAAGCAACAUGCUUCUAACAUUAUUUGUGUAUGGGUUAGGCUAUGUUUUCAACCUGUAAAUUAUACUCACAUCAUAAUGUUUAAUGAAAAUUAGGAAGAUUUUUGUAAGGAAAACAUUCACAGAAAGAAAUAUGUAUUGAUAUUACUCAAAUUACUUAUCCAACAAAAUGCUAUCACUAGAAUUAAUUGAUAAACAUGUACGUAUUCUAUGAAAAUCACACUAAAGAAUUGGCAAAAAUAUUUCUGUUAAGAUUUAGCUCAAAACCAAAGAAAAGGGAAAAAGAAAAACAUGCAACUUAUAAAACACUUACAAAAACUAGUGUGUGACACUAUCCUGUCACAUAGCCAAGUUCCGAACUUAUGCAAUUUUAAAGAGAUAUGAUAUUAAACCAUAAAAAAUUCAGGGAAUGCAUAAAGAAGGUUUAUUAAGCAAAUAUGAGGUACCAUUAACACACUGACACAUUUUUAAUAACCUUUAACUACAUAGCGGCUAUGUUUGCUUUUAGCACCUUGAUUUCAAUCUGAAGUCUUUCUGUUUCAUACUGUUACUUGUGUGUUUGCUUGCUUGCUUUGUUUUGUUUGGAGAAGUGAGGGUAGGUGGGAGAAAAUGUUUAAAGGGGAAUAUUAUUGGGCAACUUAUUAACAUUACCUAGUGUACCCUGGAGUACAAUAGAAACCAUUUGUAGACAUGCCUCGGCCAUCUCACUCCCUUCCCCGUUUUUGUCAAGUUUUGCUAUCCUGGUUUGGAAACAGAUUCUUGAGAUCAAAUUUCCGAUCCUGCUAAUUAAGAUUUUUCAUUACUCUCCUGUCUGCAUUACCCCCAGCAAUCCUUCCCUAGGAUCUGCCUGAGCAGAGUGUAUCAGGUACCAAGUCAAAGUGAAGACGAAAUGAGCCAUUAGCAAUCACAACUUGAAGCCCAAAGCCAAGAGAAACUGGAGGAUGUUCCAGCAGUCAGAAAACAUAGCAAGGCAUAAGGACAAAGGAACUGUCUCUAUACAGCAUAAUAAUACGACUUGACCAACAAAACAGUGACACAGUGCUUUCCCCCAUGAUGGACAAAAAAAGUACAGUACUUUUUAAGCCUCUAUUAAGUUCUUUAAUUUCAAAGGUACACAGCUGGCUUGAUGAGAAAGGUGGUCCCUAAUUCAUAACUUUAUCACAAAGAUUUAGGCAUCUCCAUUAAAUUUGUGUAACAGGUUGUUCAUGUGCCUGUCUUCAGGGCAGUACACAAAAAGGAAAAUAUCAAUAUUACUCUUUUAAUCAUUUUCAAUAGUAACAAAUACUUCAAUCAGGGAAAACUGAUAUUGCUCUGGUAGUUUUUUUAUGGUUCUGGGCCAAAAAUAUCUGUAAUGGCAAUUUAAGCAAAACUUUAGCAAAAGUUUCUAAGAAUAGAAAGCUCUAUUGAAAACUUAUACUUUGCUAUACAUUCAAUUACAACUAAUUUGCAUUUGGAUCAGUAUUUUUUAAUUCAUGUAAAAAUCGUUUCAGGUGAUCAUUUGAAAUUAAUGUUUUUUCUUAUAAAUAUAGAUUUUUUAAAAAAUAGCAUAAAUAAGAUGAUAUACAGUAAAAUGACUGGCAAAUAGGAGAUAUGGAUUUUCUUUUUGAAAAGUAUUUCAAAAGAAAUUAUUUGAUCCACAUUAGUAUGCUAAUGACUUAGUCUUCUAAAAUUCUUCUGUGGCUUCCUAAACAGUCAAAAUUUUACAUAUGUAUAUGAGUAGAAUUCACUGUUACAUAAAAUGGAGGGCAUUUUACUUGCUAAAUUAUACAUAUUAUACACAUGUAUAAUUAUAUAUAUUAUACAUAUUAUACACCUGUAUAAUUAUAUAAUAUGUAUAAUAUAUAUUUAUAUAAUAUAUAAUAUUAUAUUAUAUAAUAUUAUAUAUUAUAUAAAUAAUACAUAUACACAUUAUCUACCAACCCAUGUGGCUUUACAAAAACAUUGACAUUUGGACAAACAACAUUCUAUUAAAACUAGAUAGUGCAUUUCUUUUACCUAAUUGCCAUAACUUUUUAGUGUUUAAUAAUCAAAUAUGAAUUUCUUCUGAAGGGAGAAAUUACUUGUCCAUUUCUUCUACAAUUUGUUUUUAUUUUUUUAUGGAGAUAGGGUCUUGCUAUGUUGCCCAGGCUGGCCUCAAACUCCUGACCUCAAGCAAUCCUCCUGCUUCAGCCUACCAAAGUGUUGGGAUUACAGGUGUGAGCCACUGCACCUGGCCCUUACAAUAAUUACGACUUCAAAUAUACUAUCUAUCUGAGGAGACUUUUACAGUCUCCUUAUUACCACACAUUUGAGUAUACUUAGUCAUUAUGUGAAUAUUCAACAAACUGGUCCAUCUUUCUGAUUUAAGUAUUUGUACACCUCAGGAUGUAUUUCAUAAAGUAAUUCAUAACCACUUUGGUUCUAGAUUUACUAUAAUUGGCUAUCUGCCAGAAUAAACUAUAAAAUGAGAAUAGAAGCUUAUGGUGUCAAAAUUUUUUCUUUAUUAAAUUUUCUUUUGAUGAUCAAGUCUAAAUUUUCAUCUGUUUAGAUUUAAUCCGAGACUUUUUAAUUUUUUAAUGUUAAUCUCAUUGAUCAAGAAAGAUAACAGAGAGGGAGGCUCAUUUUCUCUUCUGAUUUAUUUAAAAUGCCAGAUCAUAUAAAUUUAGAUAGGGCCCUUAUUUUCUGCGAAAGGAGUGGAGCUGGGUGAUUACCAAGGACUACAUAGAAUGCAGCAAGCACACUGCACACUGCAUAGUCCUUACAUCGUCUAAAUGCAACUACUCAACCAAAGCAGAUGGUCACUGUGGAAUGAGGGUGCAGACGACACUAAUACUAAAGACAGGCUAACUUGGAAAUUCUUGCAUUGAAACUGCAAAGGAAUUUCCAAAUACACUGAAAUUUCACCUUUAGAGUAUCUGCUAGCCAUCAUCAGUAAAAGGAAAACAAUACCUUGAUUUUAAUGAAGUUUUAUUGUUUGGUUAAUUUUUGAGUGAUUAUAUGGGUUUUUUUUUUUUUGCUUAUUUAUUUUAUGAAAACUUUAGUAUAACACAUUACUUAGUUUGGACUUGAAGUCAACUUAUGAUGCUUAAAAAAUCCAUGUUCUAAAUCAUAAUUGCAUGACAGUUUAGAUUUGAUUACUAUUUAGUUAUAGCCUAACAAAUACUGUAUUCCUGUUUUCUCAAAAAAAGUUCCUAGUUUAUUAAAUAGUAUUCAGAUGAAGCAUCAUGCUGCCCACCAGCUCACUAAAUGUAUUAAAUACCUGUCUAUAUGCAGCUUAUGUAAAAACUCAAUAUUGACUGUCCAUGUCUACUGCAUUUAAAAGCUCGUCGUGAUUCUAUCAUCUUGCUAUGCCAAUGCCUUACGUUAUGAUGUCAUGUACAUAGGCCAUGGUACAAAAGUGACUGUCAACUGCUUACUCAACAUCUAGUCAGAAAAGGUCUGAGGCAGUGCAAUAACACUUUUAGUUAAACUAGCUCACUUUUGGAAUCAUUUACAUCUGUGUAUUCUUUACCAUAAAUACUGAAAUAGUAUUUUAACUGUUUUUUCAGGCUUGUAAUACAAAUCUCUGUGUCAUAUCUACAUAGUCAAAAUACAUUAAUUCUGUUUAAAAGUAUUGCCUACUAACAAACUAAUGAGAAAUAUCUACUGAUUUUCCCAUAUAAUUGCUUAUUUUCCAUUGCCAAUGUAGACCUGCCUCAAAUGGUGUCUUUCACCACUGUCAUGUGUAAAAUAAAGGGAGGCUAUUGUGGUGAAUUUUUAUGUAUGACAUUAGCUCUUUCACUAGUCAAAGUAUGUACAUACCUCAGAAGUGACCUGUCUACCGAGGUCCAGUAUUCAAAAGUGUAUCUUAUUUUAAUUUUUGGAUGUCUACAAAAUUAACAUAGGUAGACUUUCAAAGGCCAGCAUUGGUGAGGAGGGGAAAGGAAAGGAUGGAAGGAAGGAAGGAUGAUGAGAAGAUGAAGGAAGAGGAAGGGGAAAGAAAAGAAUGGAAAAAAACUAAUAGAGGAAGGUAAAUCUCUAAAUGAGUUAAAUAAGGCUUAAAUAAAGUUUACAUGUAUAUUCUCUAAAAGUUGAUUGGCUUGGAGGAGGCUGUAUGUGUUUGUGUGUGUAUGCAUGUGGGCAUGUCUAUGUUUAAAGUCAGGAGGGGGAGCCUGAAUUAUCUACCACAUUUUUUGUUAACUAGUCAUACUUUUAAAACUUUGUCUAACUCCCAAAAUUUAUUAAUCCAACAUUUAGUACUAAAAUUAUAAGAUUAUUGUUAAACUCAGGACAGUUCUGUGGCUAUUCACAAAGUAAUUUUAUGAAAACUUAUGAGGAAGUUGUUUAGUACUGUCACUAAUUAACGGGCACAAAAAAAAAAAAAAGAAAAACCUUGUCAGAGAUAAUUAUGGGUGAUUUCCCUGCAAAAUAAAUUGGUAUACAAGUUAUUCUUUUUUCUCAAGUUGCAGAGGUUUUGAUUCUUUCUAUUGUCUCUAACAUCUCCCAGAUUAAAAGCACCCAAACUAUUUUUUAAACUUAAGAAAUAGAGUAUCAGAAAUUAAACAUUAAAUUAAUAGUUAUUAAAGUUGCUAUAUAUGGUAAGUAAAACAAUUUCCUAUUUCUAAGUUAUACAUGGUAUUAGAUGUCUAGGUACAGUCACAUGAAAUAUCAUUGACUUUUAUUAACUUCAGUGUUUUAGAGGGUUUUCAUACUCGUCUAUGAAUGCUCUGAAUGCUGCAGGGAAAAAGAAGCACAAUCAGUAUUUUGUUUUUUAUGAAUUUUCAAUUGAGUUAUCCUGUCCUGUCCACACACAUAAUAGCAUUAGCAUUUCAUCUUAUACCAUGUUGAAAUACUUUUAACACAAACUCUCAAUAGAAACUUAUUUGUAAGUGGUUAAGUCUUGUCUAGUCUCAUUCACCUGCCUCAAUGUGCUUUCUUUCAUUCUAUUUGCAUAUGAAAUGUUCUUAUUUCAGUUUUGUAGAGAGGAUAUGAGUUAGCAUACUCAUGUUUGUUCAGCUGUCCAUCCUGCAUCGUUACUACAAUGCCUUUCUCUGCCAUUUAAUGGUGUUUGUAUCAAUGUUCCCAUAUCUGCUGCAUUUUAACUCCAUAAAAAGAAAAUGUGAUUUCGUAUUAAUAGUUUUGUUGAUCAACUCAACUCAAUAUUUCUGCACCAAUCAGCAUACCUAUAUGCAUGUAGUAGUCUGUACAACUGUUCAACAUCAAAAUACUUGUUUACUUUAUGUCAAAAUGUCUAUAAAAUUGCUGGCAUUGUUCUCCAUUUCAGUCUGGUAGAAUAAGCAAGAUAGAAAAUAAAUGUGUAAAUGAA
This is a messenger RNA of Callithrix jacchus (white-tufted-ear marmoset), 15384 nucleotides long. Lineage: Eukaryota; Metazoa; Chordata; Mammalia; Primates; Cebidae. The record is from RefSeq and is a predicted model, not a curated record.